Histoplasma capsulatum G186AR is the source of this 543-nucleotide messenger RNA. RefSeq lists its product as uncharacterized. The transcript is spliced from 4 exons. The coding region runs from base 1 to 543 and encodes 180 amino acids. Lineage: Eukaryota; Fungi; Ascomycota; Eurotiomycetes; Onygenales; Ajellomycetaceae. The record is from RefSeq and is a predicted model, not a curated record.
AUGUGGGCAUCAAGUCACUCCCGUCAUGCGUUCAAACGGCUCCUCAAUUUUGAGCGGAACUCCAUGUUUGGCAUACCACUGACAGCCACAAAACAUACUUCACAGAGCUUUUGGCAUAUCCCUCGUGAUCCCCUCGCCUCAGAAGAGGAUAUUCGGGGUAAAUUCCCCGGCAACUCUAACAUCGGAUUCUCAAUCUUGAAAAUUCUGAUCUUCCAAGUGCUCGGGAGCCGUCUUGUCCAAGUACGGUUCCCCGAAACGGUUGGGAUUCAAACCUUCGGAGGGAACUUACGCGUGCAACUCUCUCAUGGUCUUAACUAUCGAAAGUGUGCGAAUCGUGUCAAAAAUAAUUCCCACAAGGGUAUAUUUUCAGAAGCUUCGAAGCAGCGAGCGGCAUUAGCGCAGCGCCAUUUCCGGAGAAGUGGUGAGCGCGCUGAUGUUACUCGAAAGGACCCACCCAAUAUUUGGAACCUUGCGCUGACUUCUGGAUUGACCUCGAAAACUCGAAUUCGUAAAAAGGAUGGCACUUGGAGAGGGACCUGGUGA